UACAGGUUUUUUUUGAAUCCCAGAAAAUGAUAGAAAGUGGAAUCACAGCCAGAGUGCCUGGAGUUAUGGAGAGUCAGCACGCCUCUUCACAGGACUUCAGGUUACUCACCACAGACCCCUCUCAACUGAACAAGGAGGACCUCCCCGGUGACCUGCAGUCCCUGUCAUGGCUGACCUCUGUGGACGUGCCGCGCCUGCAGCAGAUUGGGGCCAGCCGGCCGGACUACAGCGGAUCAGCCCAAGCUAGUCUGCUGGACCAGCAGGCAGCUCAGAUGAACAGCAUGACGUUGACUGGGGUCCCAAACUCCAUGAUCCACCUGCAGAGCAACAUGCAGCACAGUCCUUUGGGAAUCAACAGCAUGGCGCAGUACCCCCUGACUGGGCAGCACUCGCCAGGGUUCCCCUGUCCAGCCUCCGUAUACCAGCCCUCCAGCCAGCAAGUGCUCACCCUCACCCAGGCAGGCCAGCAGUGUUCACCUGUUGGACUGUAUGGCAGCUACAACAAUCAGACGCUGUUUUCUCAGCCUCGGAUAGCUCCACACAGCAACCAGGACCUGCAUCCCAAGUCCUUCCCCAAGCCCAUCUACUCAUACAGCUGUCUUAUCGCCAUGGCGCUGAAAAACAGUAAGACAGGUAGUCUGCCCGUCAGUGAGAUCUAUAACUUCAUGAAGGAGCACUUCCCUUACUUCAAGACUGCUCCUGAUGGCUGGAAGAACUCGGUGCGGCACAACCUGUCCCUGAACAAGUGCUUUGAGAAGGUGGAGAACAAGCUGAGCGGCUCCUCGCGGAAGGGCUGCCUGUGGGCGCUCAACCCGGCCAAGAUCGACAAGAUGGAGGAGGAGAUGCAGAAGUGGAAACGCAAGGACCUGCCCGCCAUCCGCCGCAGCAUGGCCAACCCAGACGAGCUGGACAAGUUGAUCACUGACCGACCGGAGAGCUGCCGGCGGAAGGCGCUGGAGGCGGGCAUGACCCGUCUGCCCGUGUGCCCGUCGGGCCCCACCAUCCCCGCGCAGCCGCAGGCGGUGGCCACGCUGGCCCUGCAGUGCCUGCCCCUCCACCAGCAGCACCAGCUGCACCAGCUGCAGCUCCAGAGCCAGUCGCGGCUGGCGCCCAUGUCGCCGGCGCCGGCCCAGACGCCGCCGCUGCACGCCGUGCCCGACCUCAGCCACAGCCCGCACCCGCAGCAGCACCAGGGCCGGCCGCAGCAUCACGACCUCUACGCCAUGCACUGCGGAGAGGUCAACGAGGUGGACGCUCUCGACCCCAGUAUCAUGGACUUUGCAUUGCAAGGUAACUUGUGGGAGGAGAUGAAGGACGAUAGCUUUAACCUGGACGCACUGGGAACCUUCAGCAACUCUCCCCUGCGUCUGUCCGACUGUGACCUUGACACCAGCGGCAUGCCCCCAGUCUCGUCCAGCGCUCAGGUCCUGCAGUACCCCGACCUCCAGCUAACGGGGGUCUACACAUCGGUCAGCGCUCUUGAUGCCCUCUCCACCCAGUACAUGGGCUCACAGGGGGGCACCAAGCCAAUCAUCUUACUUUAA
Sardina pilchardus (European sardine) is the source of this 1544-nucleotide messenger RNA. RefSeq names its product forkhead box N4 (gene foxn4). Gene Ontology annotation, biological process: regulation of transcription by RNA polymerase II. The record is from RefSeq and is a predicted model, not a curated record. The coding region runs from base 27 to 1544 and encodes 505 amino acids. NCBI's taxonomy places the organism in Eukaryota, Metazoa, Chordata, Actinopteri, Clupeiformes, Clupeidae. The transcript has 9 exons. Gene Ontology annotation, molecular function: DNA-binding transcription factor activity, RNA polymerase II-specific; transcription cis-regulatory region binding.